GAGCUACAAGAGGUGCAAGGGGGGGAGGGCACAGUAGAGUGGGAGGGCAAGCCCGGGCAUCGUUCGCUCUCAUUGUACAGAACCCGAGUCUCCUGAUCCAUUCAGACGAUCGCCGGCUCCUCUCGCCGGACUUAACCAUCGAGGCUGUCGCUAGGCUUGGCUGCUCCUCCGGCCCAGCCUGUCUCCUCCGUUCCUUGAACCUGACCCCGGUUCCGCAAACGCGGCUGCAGCAAAAGGUGCCAGCCAUGCCAGGGCUUUGGGAUCGAUUUUCCUCCUCUUCCUCGCGGCCGUCCUCUCCGGAGCAGCCGCAGCAGCUCCCGGCCUGGGCGACGGCGGCCCGAGGAGAAGGGCUAGGCCGCUGCGCGAGUCUGGAGAGCUCCGACUGCGAAUCAUUGGACAGCCGCAACAGUGGCUUCGGCCCGGAGGAAGAUACGGAAUACCUGGACGAAGUGUCGCUUCCCGACUUCGACCUGCUCAGUGAUCCCGAGGACGAGCAUCUCUGCAGCAGUCUGAUGCAGCUGCUCCAGGAGACCCUGAGCCAGGCCAAGCUGGGCAGCAAGCGCCCGGCCCGCCUUCUUAUGCCCAGUCAGCUGGUGGCCCAGGUGGGCAAGGAGCUCCUGCGCCUGGCCUACAGCGAGCCCUGCGGCCUGCGGGGGGCCCUGCUGGACAUCUGCGUGGAGCAGGGCAAGAGCUGCCACAGCGUGGAGCAGCUGGCCGUGGACCCCAGCUUGGUGCCCACCUUCCAGCUGACCCUGGUGCUGAGAUUGGAUUCUCGCCUCUGGCCCAAGAUCCAGGGACUUUUCAGCGCCGGGCCGUCCUCCUUCACCCCUGGCUUCAGCCAGUCCCUUAGUCUGAGCACCGGUUUCCGGGUCAUUAAGAAGAAACUGUACAGUUCGGAACAGCUCCUCAUCGAAGAGUGCUGAGAGCCCGGCCUUGCCCCCCGCCCACAGGACAGUAGCAGGGAGGGGGCGCCGCGAGCUGGCCGAGGUGGGCAGGAGAUGGAGCGGCCUUUGUGCAAAACUGACUAGAGCCACCACUGGGGGGGAGGUCCCUCACGGAGCCCGGAGGUGUGUGCAGGUGGCUGAUGGAGAGUGGAUCUGGCUCCUUGCGAGAGGCCGUCGCUUCCCCCGUGGGGGGAUGGGGAGCGGCAGAAGCCCCCAGGGGCCAGCCACGAUUCUCCAAACUGAUAUGUAGCAUGAAUUUCCUUAUUUUAUUGUUAUUAUUGUUAUUAUUACUGACAGUGAAGACGACAAGUAGUGGGGUGAUGUUGUGGAGACCAGAACUGAGCAGCUGGGCUGUUGGUCCUGGUCCCUUUGCAAAAGGGGGUUACGUGUGCUUGUGUUUGACGAGGGUGGGGGUGGGGGGAGUUCCUAGAAGAUUGUUCUGUCAUUUUUGUCCUGUGUGACUUAAAACCCAGGGUCUGAAGGGGCCAAGUGUGUAUGUUUUUCGGAUCAGCUUCACUACUACUGACCUGUUUUUAGGCAGCUAUCUUAGAGACUCACACGAAUGUUGGAACACAGGAAGGGUUUGGGUGUUGGGAAUCUGCAGAUUCGAACACUUGGAAGAGGGGGAAAAAAUGACUGCUGGGAGAUGCUGGGGCCAAGCAGUGGCGGAGGGGGCUGGAACCCCCUCCCCAAAGUAGUGCCAUAUGGGGCUUCCAUCUAGAACCGUUUACGUGAAUACACUUGAUGUUCAAGUAUUAAGACCUAUGCAAUAUUUUUUACUUUUCUAAUAAAAAAGUUUGUUACA
Messenger RNA from Antechinus flavipes (yellow-footed antechinus), 1749 nucleotides. It is a transcript of the gene DDIT4, whose product is annotated as DNA damage inducible transcript 4. Lineage: Eukaryota; Metazoa; Chordata; Mammalia; Dasyuromorphia; Dasyuridae. The record is from RefSeq and is a predicted model, not a curated record. The transcript has 3 exons. Gene Ontology annotation, molecular function: 14-3-3 protein binding. Gene Ontology annotation, biological process: apoptotic process; response to hypoxia; negative regulation of TOR signaling. Gene Ontology annotation, cellular component: cytoplasm. The coding region runs from base 246 to 923 and encodes 225 amino acids.